This is a messenger RNA of Hydra vulgaris (swiftwater hydra), 2621 nucleotides long. The record is from RefSeq and is a predicted model, not a curated record. NCBI's taxonomy places the organism in Eukaryota, Metazoa, Cnidaria, Hydrozoa, Anthoathecata, Hydridae.
UUAAUUAGUUUAGUAAAGUUAUAAUGUUUUUAUGAUUUUUUCAAUUAUUAUAUUUUCAAUUAAUAUCUAAGGUUCACAAAAAGAUCAUUUGCAAAUUCCUCGAAUUGAAAUUUUUGAAAUUUUAAAAAACGAGUUAUCUUCAGAUCUAGAUGACCAGCUUGAUGUUUUGCAAUCACAGUUGUGUCUAAGAAGAAAAAUUUGUUUCCAAUUUUCAACAGAUGAUAAAAAGAAACUAAAAAAUGUAUUGACAAAAUUAAAAAUAAAAUGGAAAAGUAGUAACCGAACAAAAAAAAUAUUUUUGAAGACACAUGACACUUGGUUAAAAGCUUCAACAAAUAUUUGUGUAAGUUAUUUAAUGCUUAUCUCUAUUAAAGUUUUAAACUUUUUUAUAUUUACUAAACAUUUAAAUAAUUUCAAUUGCAAUGGGUCGACCACCUUUGAAUUUUGAUGAAGCAAGUGAGCGAACGAAACGGCGAAAAACAGAGGAAAUGCGUUCGACAUUUAGUUCAUCCGAGUUAGCGUUUGCUUCUCAGAUGAGUCUUCGGGCUUCAGGAGCAUGCAAUGCCGGAGUUACAGUUAAAGAUUUACCUUCCACCAUUCAACACCGAGUCGCAAACUAUAUAGAGAGCCUUAAAUUGUCCCAAAUUUCACAAACAUCUGAAUUAUGUGCUGAAACAGCUCUUUCCAUACUAAUGGAAGCAAAGCUUUCUAAACACCAAUAUUGCAUUAUAAGAAGUGCUGCAAUUGCGAAUAGCUCUUCUUUUUUACCAUCUUACGAAAAACUUAAAGAAGCCAAGAAAACGUGUUACCCUGAAGAUAUAACGGUAACUGAAAUAAGCGCCGAAGUAAAACUGCAAUCUUUAUUAAAUCAUACUUGUUUACGAAUUAUAAAAACUCAACAAGAUGUAAUUGACUCCUUGAAUGUAAAUAUUUUAUCAAAUUUUAUUUAAUUCUUAAGUGAGGGUUUGAUGACAGUUCCGGUUAUAGCGAAUAUAAACAGAGAUUUGCCGAUGGAAGAAACUCAGAUACAAAUGUUUUUCUGACUUCACUUGUACCAUUACAACUUUUGUGUACAAAUUCAGUUUUAGGUCAAGAUGUUAUUCUAUGGAAAAAUAGGACACCCUCAUCUACUCGAUUUUGCCGACCUAUCAGACUGCAAUUUCUUCACGAAAAUGUCCAUACAAGCAUUAAUGAAAAAGACUAUAUUGAAGAUAAAAUUAAAUCACUGGUUCCUCUCAUCAUUGUUCAACAUAAAAUAGAAAUUAAAAUACAUUAUAAAUUGGUUAUGACAAUGAUUGACGGAAAAGUUUGCAAUGCAAUAACAUUGACGAAAUCAACAAUGCGGUGUUAUUUGUGUUCUGCUACUUCGAGUCAAUUCAAUAAUAUCAAUUUUGUUAAAGAAAUAAAAGUUGACGAAUCAAAAUUGGAAUACGGUUUAUCAACGUUGCACGCAUGGAUUUUAUCAGUUAGUAUAGCUUCAUGUCCACUUGGUGAUUUCUUUACUGCUCAAUGUGCUGAAAUAGGUGGUUGUCUCCAAAAAUGUUUACCAUGCGUCCUUUACGAGGUGAAGAAAAUUUGGCAAAAAGCAGGAAUUCCUUUACUGACAAAUACUGACAAGCAUAUCAGAGACAAGAUUGUUGACUUAGAAAAGAAAAGGUUUAAACAAACACAGGAACUGUUUAAGUAAAAAUUUAGUUUUAAACUAGAGAAACUUUUUCAAGAAUGCUAGAGGAAGUAUUCGAUGUAAGUCAAAACAAUUGUGAACAUACUAUUAUGAAAGAUAAAACUAAAGAUUUCAAAACUAGAAGAGAGGAUGUAGAUUUUCUUAACGACCAGAAAGGAGCGCGUGUUCAGAAAAUGUUGGGUAAAGAUAACAUUUCACAAAAUAUUGUAAAAAAUAAAAGAAAAAAAGAAAUGAAAAAAAAAAAAAGUAUAAAAGAAUUCAUAAGAAAACAAAAAGAGUUGUUUACUGAGAAAUUUGGUGACACAAUGAAAAAUUUAAAUACUUUAGAUAAUGACCAAGAUGAACAGUAUCUACAGCCUUCUAUAAAAAAUAAAAAAUCUAAUGCUGUUCCUCUUACAGUUCCUAAAAAUAUAAGAAAAGAUUUAGCUCCAACAGCAUCACAAUAUAGAAUAAGUUCGACUGCACUGAGUGCAACUCUUGCUUCUCUUAUAAAUAACAGUUCUGGAACAACAGAUGAUUUUUCUAUUUCUAAACGAAGUAUUUUGAGGCAGAAAAAAUCAAGUAUAAGUACAACUGCAUGUAAAAUUAAAGACAACUUUAUUAUAUUGGCUAAGGGUAAAAGUCUUACCCUGUGUUUUGACUCCAAAAUUAUGGUAGAAUUGAGAGAAAUUGGUAAAGAAAAAGUUGAAAGAUUAGCUGUGCUAAUCAGUUCACCAGAUCUUUCAGAAUCCCAACUUUUGGGUAUUUUAAUUGUGAAAGAUGGCACUGCUGAGUCUCUUGGGAAAGCAAUCAAAAAAACUUUACAAGACUGGGAGCUAUUUGACUAUGUUGAUUGUCUAUCCUUUGACACCACAGUCACAAUAAGAAUAAGAACUGCGCGACGCAUAAGCACGACGUGAUUUUUGACGUCAUUAAAUUCUUUUUAUUUGCUUUUCAU